Molecule: messenger RNA, 357 nt
Organism: Microthlaspi erraticum
Lineage: Eukaryota; Viridiplantae; Streptophyta; Magnoliopsida; Brassicales; Brassicaceae
Source: the annotation of a GenBank genome assembly
AUGUACUCUUCAUAUUCUCUAUCCGAACGCCUGGUUUUGGUCCAGUUCUUGGCUAUACAACUCCUCCUCAUACGCAGCGUUUCAUCCCUGAACCUUACCAAUGCGUAUUUGCACCACAAAUGCCUUCUCAAUCAAGGGAACUAUAAGCCUGGAAGCGAGUACGAAAAAAACCUCAACAUUCUCAUCAAACGCAUCUCUCAGGAAAAUUUUAAUGGCGGUUUUGAACGCAUAGCUUUGGGUGAAGGCCCCAGUCGCGUCGCCAUCAUAUUCGGGUGUCGCGGCGACUCCUACGGCUCCCUCUGCUUUCCUUGUUAUUCCGCCGCUGUUGCUGGGGUAAUGUCACUUCAACAUUAUUAA